Messenger RNA from Rodentolepis nana, 273 nucleotides. The record is from the annotation of a GenBank genome assembly. Lineage: Eukaryota; Metazoa; Platyhelminthes; Cestoda; Cyclophyllidea; Hymenolepididae.
AUGGAAGGACCAGCUACGGAUGAAUUAAGUGAAUUUACUACUGAAGAGGAAGAAGUCACUGAUGAAGUGACUGAAGGUGUUACCGAUGGUGCUGACUACAACAAUUAUGACGAUGAUGACGACGACGAUGAUGAUGAUGACGACGAUGAUGAUGACGAUGAUGAUGAUGACGAUGAUGAUGACGACGACGAUGAUGAUGACGAUGAUGAUGAUGACGAUGAUGAUGAUGACGACGACGAUGAUAAAAAGGGAAAGCACAGUAAACGACCUUGA